AAAUUUACAUAAUGUACGAUCUUAUCGAGGGUUAGUAUCUCCAAAUAGGAAGUGCGUUCGUGCUAUUUUGGAGCUGUCACUGAAGAGGUUUCUGUUAGGGCAAAAUUUCGAUUCAAAAAAAUCCUUAACCAAAGUUUUUUUUUUUGUCAAUUCUAUAAUUUUUUGGGGGACUGAAAAGGACUUUGAUAUAUGAGCAAAUUUUUAGUCUCCUUUAUCUUCCUUGAACCACAACUUUCUGGCAUUGCCAGUUUGCCACCUAAAAGUGCCGUUUCUCUCUCAUCAUUUCUCUUGUAAUCUCAAUUUCGUCUUUCCCUUUAAACUCAGGUUUUCACAGUCCCACUGGUUGUUAGCGUAGGUUGGGUCACAUCAACAGCCAGCGGGUGCUGAGAGGUGUGGUCGUCGUGGGGUCACAAUUGGGUAGAUGGAUUUCUAGCUCUCACACGAUCUCUUUACUUCUAAAAUAGUCGGCAUCCUCUCCAAUCAAAUACAACCUCGUCAGCCCACUUUUGGUUCUCUUUACUGGGAAAGUUUUGUAGUUUGGUUUAGAUGUCAAUUUAUCUUUCUAAAUAAUCAUUCUGAAAUUUAGCUGUUAAGUGAGAAGCGGUGAAGUUUUUUUUUUUUUUUUGAGGAAAAGAGAAAAUUGUCAUAGUGUGGUGAUCGAACGGCAGAGACGGAGUCCUGUGAAAAUAUCAAAGUGCGUUUUCCUUUCUUGAUUGUAUAUUGACUUACUGCGGUGGAUUGGGAUUGGCUUAAAGUGGGUAGCUUUUCGUUUUUAAGCACGAACAAACAAAAGUAAAUACUGUGGGGUCCUGAGACUUGUUGAGGGAAGUUUCAUCUUCAUUCUGACGAUUUUAUCAAAAACGGAAAACCUUUGAGCAUAGAAUCUCUCGAGUAUUUAAGCAUAUUCUUUAAAUAUUACUGGCUUCCAGAUCUGGAUCGUCUUGUUCCUGCUCAACCUGCCCUGUGUAGUGUAGGUAGGAGUAAUUUGGACGGUAUUGUGUUAAUAACCGUUGAUAUUUCGGUUUCGACUCUCUGAUUUCAUGUUUUCAUUGCCAGAUAGCUUCAUUUCGUGAGAGCAAAUCAGACGAUCGACGAUUCUACAUAUUCACAGCUACGAAGACCCUUCAUCUAAGAACUGAUUCAACAAGAGAUCGGGAGGCUUGGAUACAAGCUCUUGCUUCCACUAGGAGCCUCAUUCCAUUGAGGUCGUUAAAUAAUCUAUCCUUUGUACCAAAGGACUUGUCUAUAUCUACACAAAGACUUAAAAAGCGCUUACUUGAAGAGGGAAUCGAUGACAACCUCGUGAAGGAUUUGGAGCAGAUCAUGCUGUCUGAGUUCUCUGAUAUACAAGGGCAUCUUAGUAUUCUCUGUGAAGAACGGUCCAAUUUGGUAGACACAAUAAGGCAACUAGAGGCAACAAAUAUUGAAACUGAAACCUCUGGGAUACAAGAUUGCGAAUAUCAAUUGACAAAGCAUGAAUUUUCUGCUCUAGGGCAUGGAAAGUAUAGUGAAUGUAGUACAACUGAAUCAUCUGAUGAAAUUGAGAAACAAGAGCUUGAGGCUUCAGACGAAGAUGAAGUCUCCUUCUAUGACACAAAAGAUUAUUUUACUGAACCCACUAAUAGUUCUAGUUCCUUAGCGAGAUUCAAAGAAGCUGAAUGUCAUUUUGGUGAUGUGGAGGAGAUGCAUUCAGUGAAGAUAGUAAAUAAUUACGAUUGUUCGCACAUGGAAAGGCGGAAAAAGUUUCCUGAUCCUGCUGAGAAAGAGAAAGGGGUUAGUCUUUGGUCUUUGAUAAAAGACAACGUGGGAAAGGAUCUGACACGAGUUUGUCUCCCUGUUUACUUUAAUGAGCCGAUAUCAUCCCUCCAGAAAUGCUUUGAGGACUUGGAGUACUCGUAUCUUUUGGACCGAGCAUAUGAGUUUGGAAAAACAGGGGACAGUCUCAUGAGAAUAUUAAAUGUUGCUGCUUUCGCAGUUUCUGGAUAUGCUUCCUCUGAAGGUCGGCAUUGUAAACCCUUCAAUCCUUUGCUUGGGGAAACUUAUGAAGCGUACUAUCCUGAGAAAGGAGUUCGCUUCUUCUCUGAGAAGGUCUGUCAUCACCCAACUCUUAUUGCUUGUCACUGUGAAGGUAAAGGGUGGAAAUUCUGGGGUGACAGCAAUAUCCGCACAAAAUUUUGGGGCAGAUCAAUUCAGCUUGAUCCCGUUGGAGUUUUGACUCUAGAGUUUGAUGAUGGUGAAAUAUUCCAGUGGAGCAAGGUUACAACAAAUAUCUAUAUUUUGGGUAAAAUAUAUUGUGAUCACCAUGGGAUGAUGCACAUACGUGGCAAUGGCCAAUAUUCAUGCACACUCAAGUUUAAAGAGCAGUCUAUUCUUGAUCGGAAACCUUACCAGGUUAAUGGGUACGUUGAAGAUGUAAUGGGGAAAAAAGUUGCCACAUUGUUUGGAAAAUGGAAUGACGGCAUGUAUUACAGUAAAGGUGAUGGGACUGCCAAGCCAAAAAAUUUCAAUCCCUCAUGUGGCGCCUCCUUGCUGUGGAAAAGUACUAAACCACCUCCUAAUCUCACCCGAUACAACUUAACAUCAUUUGCAAUCACUUUAAAUGAACUGACACCAGGACUGCAGAUUAAGGAGAAGCUCCCACCCACGGAUUCCAGGCUUAGACCAGACCAGCGGCAUCUGGAAAACGGGGAAUAUGAGAAGGCAAAUGCAGAGAAGCAACGGUUGGAGAUGAGGCAGAGGAUUUCAAGGAAAUUACAAGAAAAUGGGUGGAGGCCGAGAUGGUUCCAGAGAGAAGGUGAGACAGGAGCAUUCCGCUAUGUUGGGGGAUACUGGGAAUCCCGAGAGGAGGGAAUUUGGGAUGGAUGUCCAGAUAUAUUUGGUGAAUUAACUGAAGUCCAUGCAGAAUCUGGUAAAGGAUCUUAGUUUUCGAUUCAGGUGCCGGAUGCGUACUCCCUCUGAAACUACCUUGGCAACCUUAGAUUCCCAGUUUCACAUCAUGAUGCAGCUUCCAUUGUUCCUAGAGAGGCAGCGAAAAGAAUUUGCCAUGGCUUUCCCAUUGUUCUAAAUGAAAGGUGAAUCUUAAGUUUGCAUAGAUAAUAAUUAAUAAUUAUUUUUUCUUGGUAGGAAUAAAUAGAAAAGAAAAUUUGUUACUA
Molecule: messenger RNA, 3152 nt
Organism: Tripterygium wilfordii
Lineage: Eukaryota; Viridiplantae; Streptophyta; Magnoliopsida; Celastrales; Celastraceae
Product: oxysterol-binding protein-related protein 2A-like
Exons: 10
Coding region: 1324-2922 (532 amino acids)
Cellular component (GO): cytosol; intracellular membrane-bounded organelle; membrane
Molecular function (GO): sterol binding
Source: RefSeq, a predicted model, not a curated record